UCCGUCCUUUACAACACAACACAAUUUACACGUUUUGAGAGUGAGUGACCCAGCCAGCGACGAGCAGCUCACAGCAAGAGCCCUCUUGGAAUAAGGGCGGAGAGCACGGAAGUUGAGCAACGACACGAGGCGAAGCCCUGAUGGAAGGAUGGAAGAGGCAACACUGAAUGCCAGUGCAAAACUGGCAGCUGCCCGCCAAAGGAGAGAACGGAGCAGUGGAAAGAGCCCGAGCCAGCGCAGCCCUGAAGUGAAGGCGGGAGAGGCACCAGCGGAUGUCCGUGUGAAGCUGGCAGCUGCACGAUCAAGGAGAGAGCACGGAGAAAAUGAGAGAGAAAGAGUGACGAGCGACGACAAGCAAUCAACCUGGAGAAAGGGCGGAAAGCGCCAAGCAUCGACCAAGCGAGCAUCGCAGAGGACCAGCAGCAGCAGCGGAUGAGCGACGAGAGCCAUCGUGCAUCGCCAGAGAGAACGGAGCAGUGGAAAGAGCCUGAGCCAACGCAGCCCUGAAGUAAGGGCGGGCGUCCGUGCGAAGCUGGCAGCUGCGCGAUCAAGGAGAGAGCACGGAUCAGGGGAAAGAGCCUGACCAGCCGCCCGUGAGCGCCGGCGAGAGCGCCGUGGGUUCGAGCCACACACACACCGACAAGCACCAGCUGGGAACCAGCUGGGAACCACGACAAGAGUGAGGGACGGCGAGUAGCAGACGAGCCGCGAGCGCUCUCUGACGACGGAAUCAUCGCGCACCGCCGACGGCGAGCAUCGCGCCAACUCAACCAGCAGUGGAGAGAGCUGCAGCGCAAAAAGGAAGAGUGUUGGCGCAGGCAAGAGCGCCGUGUGUUUAAUAUACACACACACACAGAACCAUGCGCUCCGCCAAGGCGCUGCACGGAGUGCUGAGCAAGUCCCGGGGGACCGCGGGACUCGAGUCCCACUCCGACUCCACGAGUCGCCUCGGCCACCCUCGGCCGCUCCACUCCACUCGGCUCGCGCUGCCUCGGGACGAGGUGGGGAGACGACGAGGAGGGGGGGGAACCACCGCGGGGGACCACCCGGAGGGAGACGGAGUCACCGCCCGGAGGCCGAGGGGCGUGCGGGAUCUUCCCGGGCCCGGCUUCGCCUCGAACCUGGUGGAGUUCUUCUGGAAAGAUGGCUUCAGCCGCAUCCACGACAUACAGCUGCAGCAGGCUCGUCGCUUUGGCGCCAUGUGGGGCACAAGCUUCGGGCCGCAGUUCGUGGUGUCGCUGGCGUCCCCGGGGCUGGUGGCCCACGUGCUGCGCUCAGAGAGCCCCGCGCCGCAGAGGGCCAACAUGGCCUCGUGGAACGAGUAUCGAGCCCUGCGGGGACGCGCCAACGGCCUCAUCUCGGCGGAGGGCGAGGAGUGGCUGCGCAUGCGGGCGGUGCUGCGCCAGCCGCUGAUGCGAGCACGCUCCGUGUGGAGGCACUCGGAGCAGAUCAACGCCAUCGUGGAGGACGUCGUGUCGCGCGUGCGAUCCGACCGGGACGAGCGCGACGGCACCGUCCGGAACGUCAACGGGCUCCUCUUCAAGUUCGCCAUGGAAGGCAUGGCGAGCGUGCUAUUCGAGAGGCGGCUGGGCUGCCUGGCCCCCGAGGUGCCCGCCGACACGCGCGACUACAUCGCCGCGCUGCAGCUCAUGUUCAGCAUGUUCAAGACCACCAUGUACGCCGGCGCCAUCCCUCGCUGGCUCCGGCCCGUGCUGCCGGGGCCCUGGGAAGACUUCUGCCGCUCAUGGGACGGGCUGUUCCGCUUCAGCGAGAUGCACGUGGACGCGCGAGCGCGGGAGCUCGAGGAGGAGCGGGCGACGGGCGGCGCUGCGCGUGACGCGGGGUUCCUGACCGAGCAGCUCACGUCGGGGGCGCUCUCGCGACAGGAGCUCUACGCCAACGUGACCGAGAUGCUCCUGGCGGGCGUGGACACGACGUCCUUCACGCUGUCGUGGUGCCUCGAUCUGCUGGCGCGCCACCCGCUCACCCAGGAGGCCGUGCUGCGCGAGGUUCGCGAGCGGGGGCCGUCGGGGGGGCGGGCCCCGUCUGCCGAGCACGUGGCGGAGAUGCCACUGCUGCGAGGGGUCCUCAAGGAGACGCUCAGGUUGUACCCGGUGUUGCCAGGCAACGGCAGAGUGACUCAGACGGACAUGGUACUGGGAGGUCACCACAUCCCCAAAGGGACCCAACUGGCCAUGUGCCACUACAGCACCUCGCACGACCCGGCCACGUUCCCGCAGCCCGAGAGCUUCCGCCCCGAGCGCUGGCUCCGCGACGGCGCCUCCAGGGGUGGGCCAGCGGGGCCCCACGGUGACGGCAGCGGUGACGGGGAAGAGGAAGGGGAGGAGGAGGAGGAGGGAGCGCACCGGUGCCCCGAGUCGGCUCACGGGUCGCGAGACUCGCAGGGGUUCGCGUCGAUCCCGUUCGGGUACGGGGUCCGCAGCUGCGUCGGGCGGCGCGUGGCCGAGUUGGAGAUUCACCUGGUGCUGGCUCGGCUGCUGCUCGAGUUCCGCGUGGAGGCCCUGCCCGGGGCCCCGCGUGUCCCGGCCAAGACGCACGGCCUCCUGGGGCCCGGGGGCUGCCUUGACCUGCGCUUUGUGGACCGUCGCUCAUGACCCACCUGUGCUCACCACGCGACUCACGCGACUCGCGCUCACCUGUACUCACCACCUGUCCAACGCUCACAUCUGCCUCUCACCUUUACUGACCACCUGAUCGCCUCCACUCACGCCCAGAUAUGUCACCCGACCCAUACCAAACUCGCACACGCACAACACUGCGGGCCACCCCACAGCCGUGUGGAGCAGAAGACAAAGCAACGGUGUCAUUAAGUUGUUGUAUAGAUCUGUAAGUAGGUUCAUAGUUGGGUUUUUUUUCGGGUUCGAUCGUGUAGGUAUGACGUCAAUUAGAGUUAUGCUCACCCUCAACCACCAAACAGAUGUGCCACAUGGUGGACAAAUGUGCCAACUUAUUUAGUUUUGCCAGCAAAAAAAAAACCCGGUUACGUUGAAAAUCGGGCAAAAUGUUGACAAUUUUGCACCGCGUCUCACUGGAGAUUAACACCAGGCCGUCAUUCGGCGUGAGCAAGGACCUCGAGUGGACGGGAGAGCGGAUCCUGAGCCCUUGAGCAGGUGGUGGUGUCAUUGAUCAGGUGGUGGUGUCAUUGAUCAGGUGGUGGUGGUGUUAUUGAUCAGGUGGUCGUGCCCACGCUCCACGAUCCCAGACUUAUCGGCGUCGUCGCAAAGAGGUUCGCACAUAGCCCUCGCGCGAGCCGUGUUCGUCACAAUUGACGCGUUUCUACACUUCGCCACGCGCUAAUCAAUUCAUCUCAUGUGUCCGCGUCGGAUGGCGGGAGCUUCUUAAUUGCACAGACCUGUUGAGGUUGCUACGUGGCUUAACCGACAAAACUAAUCGUAAAAAAUGUAUUUGUUAAAGUGCGUGCUGUGAAGAAGGGUCAUUGCCCGAAACGUCGCCUCUCGUCUUGUUUUCACCAAAUCAAUAUAUAAGCCACGUGGGACAAAUGUUUCCUUGCACCUCCGUUUAGCACGAUUGGCUACAUACGGUGCGAAAAAAGUUCAACGCACAUACAAGUUCAACACAUUCCUCCAAGGGAAGGAACUUGGAGUGGAAGUUAAUGCCUCAGUGCAUAGAGGCCGUACACAAUACAACUGUAAAAAAGCAUGUUUUCAACAAAUAAACAACACAUGAAUGA
This is a messenger RNA of Lethenteron reissneri (Far Eastern brook lamprey), 3712 nucleotides long. Its product is annotated as cytochrome P450 27C1. The record is from RefSeq and is a predicted model, not a curated record. Gene Ontology annotation, biological process: C21-steroid hormone biosynthetic process; cellular response to peptide hormone stimulus; cortisol metabolic process. Gene Ontology annotation, molecular function: oxidoreductase activity, acting on paired donors, with incorporation or reduction of molecular oxygen; heme binding; monooxygenase activity. Gene Ontology annotation, cellular component: mitochondrial inner membrane. Lineage: Eukaryota; Metazoa; Chordata; Hyperoartia; Petromyzontiformes; Petromyzontidae.